AUAAAACAAAAAUUGAUUAAAUGGCUGUGGUUUGCUAUUAGUUAGAAUGUACGUUUUUUUAGUUGCACAAUUCUAUCCUCCUAAAAUCUGUUAAUUUCAAAGUAAUGAUUUUUUUGUUCGACAUUCCAGAGGAGCUGAAAUAAUGUGAUUGUCGCUUUUUACACUGCCAACAACAGCGCCUCCCCAAGCGUCACUACAGUCCGGCUUCGCUGUAUGCGCACCUGGGGAGCCGCGUAACGACGCGCAGCAUCUGCUGACUUCCGGACAUUGCGCGCGGUCCGAGCAUUCUUGAAGGUGCGUUUUCUCAGCAUCAUCACCGUGACAUCAAGAGACAGGCAGCCUCCCGGAAGAUAAAAACAUCACGCUGCACGAGACGGGGGACGUUAUGAUCGGCACGUAUUGUGGGAGCGCAAUAUUCUGUAAACUUCCUGCACAAACAGCCUGGGAUGUGACAGACAGGGGUGCCAUUGCUCUCCGAUGACAAGUGGACUGUUUUUACACCAUCCUUCUAAAUAAGGAAGCAGGGCUGUCAGACAUAUGACCACCGUCCCGAUUUGGGCGCUGCCAGAGUGCCCAUCGCAUCCCAUGAUCGCGCACAAGCCGUCCAAUAAGGCUCAGCAUGCGACCCCCAUUUCACACGUGGAGUGAGAGCAGCGUCCCAUCAUCAUCAGAUCAGUCCGGCCAGUUCUUCUCGCCGCUUGCAACUUUCUCUCUUUCUCUCUCGCUCUCUCUCUCUCUCUUCUUCCUCCCCCCUCCCCUAAUAUGAUGUCAUGUAAGGAUGAGGGUGGCUUCUGAGGUGAGAUUUCGGUGAGUGGCACUCUCUACACGACCCGAGGCUUCGGAGCUGCAAAACAUGGUCAUCACCACCUUCUCCACCUCAAGUUGUGUGUCUGCGCUCUCUGCCCGAUCUUCUGCCGCUCUCAUCUCGGGCCACCGUCGCAUGCCCGAAGUCCUGACCUGCCUCGCUAAAUUAAGCCUGCACCGCCAUGCCGAGGGAAGAAAAACUAGAAGAGGGGUAUUUUUAGUGCCAUUAAUUUUGACCACGUGCCCCGAAGGUAAACCCGAUGGCCAUUGCGCAAAGGUUCCUCAUCAGUAUGUCCUGCGAGGCCAACGCGCAACACUGGCCAAGGACUGUCGUUCUGCUCUUGGGAUUGCUCCUAGUUGGGAUUGUGUCCUCCAGUCCGCUUCCGAGUAGGACUAAUAGGACAACUUUAUUGGAGAAGCGAUGGGAGAGCCUGUUCUCCCGCUCAGUGCUGGGGAUCUCUGGAGAGAGACCGGAGCCGAACUGGGAGAAUGACUAUUUGCUGGGCAUCAAAAGAGUGCGGAGGCUGUACUGCAAUGUAGGCAUCGGGUUUCAUCUUCAGGUCCUCCCAGACGGCAAGAUAAACGGUGUACAUAAUGAGAACCAGUACAGUCUCAUAGAGAUCUCCACUGUGGCCAGAGGAGUGGUUAGCCUGUACGGUGUGAAAAGCGAGCUGUUUGUCGCAAUGAACAGCAGAGGACGGUUGUACGGAACGGCAACCUUCAAAGAUGAAUGCAAGUUCAAGGAGACCCUGCUGCCAAAUAACUACAAUGCCUACGAGUCCUCCGUUUACAAGGGAUUCUACGUCGCUCUCAGCAAACACGGCCGACUGAAGCGAGGCAACAAGGCCACCACCGCCAUGACGGUCACCCACUUCCUCCCUCGAAUAUGAGCAGACUUUUGCAAUAAUUCUUCAUUUGCACUGGUCUCCCUGAGAGAUCUGAAAACUGACACACGAACCUACAAGGAACUGCAAGAAUAUCACCAAAAUAGUACUUAUUCUUUUUUUAAUAUAUGUAUAUUUGGAUAGGCCAGCUUUUUAUUAGAAUCUAUGAAUAUGCUAUCCAUCGCUGCUUCUUUCUUUUAUAUAUAUAUAUAUAUAUAUAUAUAUAUAUAUAUACAAACGUAUAUAUUAUUGAUUAUGGAUGUGGAGGCUCUCCCAGCCUUCCUUUCCCUAGUCAGGUGCUUGCCAAGAAUCGAACAGACUCUGGGAUGGAUGAUGGAAGUCCUCCUCUGCUUUUUACAGUUUUUUAUUACCUCAAAGAGCUACCUAGAUGGUUUAAAAGGAUGCAUGAAGUUACGCAGAGACGAACGCUUGUUUAUUUUUAGUUCUGUCUGAGCCGACACAAGCAUAACGAGCCCUUAUUUUUGUAUCUUUGACAGUUAUUUUGUUGUUUUUCUCAUGCUGUAAGGUUGUGUGAGCACUUAAAAGAAAGCAGAUCUCUCUUGCUGCAUGUUGCGCUGAGGUGCCUUGGCAUUCCCACACACCGCCCCUUUAACAUGCAUGCUCUGAACGCCCCGGGGCGUCAGAAAUAGGGCUGAUAUGUUAGCCAGGGCCCCACGGGGACUCUCCCACAAGGGCCCCGGAGAGGGGCGAGGGGGAGGGGUGUGCAUCUCUGCUUUACUUUACCUUUCUCUAAUCAGAGAACGUCGUAUGAGACGCGAGGACGUUGAUCAAGAGGCUGCGUUCAGCAUCGUCUGCUGUUGACUAAACAUGAUCUUUUCUAGCUUUGAGGCUGUGCGUUUUAUUUGGACUAGACUUUCUUAUGUUUUUGCAGUUGAAACGUAACUUUUUUAUAAAGAAAACGGAGAAAAAAAAAAAAAAAAAAAAGUGAAAUUUACAGGGGAACUGAUGCAAGCGCACACUAAAAAUGGCUGGUUCAAUUAUACUAUUGCUUAUCACAGGUUUGCCUGAACAAAAGGAGCACUUGAAAAUAAGCUUUAAGCAUUGCUGUGAAUGAGAACGUCUUCGAAACCAAUGAAAAUACUGUAAAUACUGACUGUGCACUGAAAAAGCCAGUAGCCCAGAGCUUUUGUCGCUUGUUGCUAAAGGCACACUGCCAUCAAUGAUGGUAUCUGAUUCAAGGGAAUACGUGCAGUUUUUUUAUUUAUUUAUUUUUGCUUCUGGUGCGAGUGUAUGUGUGUGUGCACCUGUCCAUGUGGAUGCCUGUUUGCGCGUAUGUGUGAAUCCUGGUAGAGGAGGGCAGUGCCUGGGCUCUUUCCUGUUGCUGCAGAGGCACUGCAGUGGCACUCGCCGCUGCUGCUCUAUGCAAAUGUAAUUACAGGGCAGACGCUGUGUGGCAUCCAAACUGAGGGACGCUCACUGUUUUUUAUGAUUUUGGUUUGUCUGUCUUUGUUUGCAUCAGUUUCUGUCACCAAAUGUUGCCCCACCCUGGGGAGGCUUUUUCUUUAAGGCAAGACGCUAAAGGCAACAACAUUGCUUUUUUACUGGCCAAUUUUGAGAUUUUGAGCUGUUUGGCUUUCCAUACUGUUUUGUUUCAGUCUAGUGAAAAGAAGGCAUUCAAAAUAGAUGUUUAAGUGUUUAUUUUAUUACACUUUAUCCAGGGCUUGACAUUAACACCCGCCAACCCACCAAAUGCGGGUGGAUUUCAGCAGUGGCGUGUGACGCAGUCACUCCUACUAGCCAAUUUGGCGGGUUGAAUUUUAUAAAUAUACAUUUUUCGAUUGUAGUCUGUUAAAAAGGCAUCUGAAAUAAUAAACUAAGUGCAAAAAUAUCGAUUUUUCAGAUAGUGAAAUAUCUGAAAUGCUUCUAAUACUUAUUUUCUGCAGAACAGAUACAGCGAGUUGACACACAAUCCCACCUCCCCUCACUAACUCGUUUCAUUUUCUCCGGAUGAAUAUUGUUGGUGUUACAGGGCUUGAAUUUCGGCGUGGGAUUGUGCAUAACUUUACUCAUUCUUACAGAUUUUGUGCUCACACCCAAAGUGCUAAAUCAGUACUAAAUCGAGUUCUUUUUUGCUGCUUAAACAGUCAAAUACACAUAAAAUAAUGUCAAAAUGUUGGUCUUGGCAAGUAUUCACAUAAACACAGUCAGUUAUGUAAGUGAACGUAAACAGUUGAGAAAGAAAACUCAUGUGUAACAGUAUAAUGGAUCCAUGCGUCAGGUCUUAAAGUGACAGCUACCUGCUGCCAAAUUAUGAGAUAAUAUUAAAAAUAUCUAUAUGGCAGUUUUUCCCCAUGGUAUUGAUGUCAAAAUUGUGGCCAGUGAAAAUGCUGAGUGGCUAGUAACUUUGGAAAACCACUAGCCACAGUGGCUGCAGAGCAAGAAAGUUAAUGUCAAGCUCUAACUUUUUCUAUUUGGGCCUGUAGAUUCAAUUACAGUAUGUUAUAGUCUUACUAUUGCUAGUGGAUGGACAUCUUUAAAGGCUGUGUUUUUUCUCCACUUCAGUGGCACUUUAAAGCCCAAAGUAUACUGUCCGAAUGCAGGCGGUCAACAUAUACGCUCUAGAAAGAUUCAUCUUCGUCCUGUGUCUGCACUAUUUUUCUUAUUUUCCUUAUAGGCUCCAGUAUUUUGUUGUUGUUGUUCCGUCUCUUUAGUUUCAUUUUCUACUGUGAACACAAGGGCUCGGGCCAGUGUUGCCAUCUUGUGGAACAACUGAUUAAUGCAAAACUAAUUUAAUGCACAUGUGCAUGUACAAAGUAUGUGCGGUUACAAAAAAUCAGGAGGCGCGCGUACUACUCUGGUGACGAAAAUUUGUGUCACGUGCGGACCCUCACGUACACGUAAAAACUGAAGUAUACUUUGGGCUUAAAUUUACUGUUUUAUUAACUAUAUUCUGAAGGUUUUUACAAAGGGGUUAAUUAUAUAUAAUUUGCCUGAAACAAACUAUAUAUAUAUAUAUAUAUAUAUAUAUAUAUAUAUAAAUAAUAUAUAACAUUUUAUUCCUAAAACCAUGGUUGAAAUGUUAUUUUUUCUGGCAGUUUUUUUGAUUUAUGGAGUGAUAAAAAGAGAUAUCCAAAAUCCCCUUUUAACAACCUUUGACUCUAAAAUAUCUACAACAUCAAAACAAGAAUUUUGAACCUGGCUUAAUCAAGAGUUUGGAUUUCUGUUCUGGAAAUUUAUGCAAAUUAAUGUGUCAUUUGCAUAUUUAAACACAACUUUCAGAAAACUUGCAAUACAAAAAAUGUUUGCAGUUCUUACUGUCACGAACUUAGGAAGUAUGGUGAAAUCUAUUAGUUAUUUUUUCCCUUUUCACCUUGGGUGUCUUGCCUUAAAGGGAAAUCAAAAGGAAUGGCACUAUUUUAGAAAGACUUAUGGGACACCAUGGCCUGGUUGUUUGUUCAAUCUGUUUGAAGUAUGUGGGUCCUCAUAUGGGUGGGGGUGGAAUACCUGAGCAGAGGCCCCGCUGUUGACGUCCCUCUCGCACAUAGACAGUCUUGUAAAAGCCAUGGUGCCCAGAAGCCUUGAGAUUCCAGUAGCACAAGGGUUCUUUCCGGUUUUCUAUCCAACUUUAGUCCAAGGUCGUAGCCAUGCACAGGAGCUGAACUGGUUGAAAAUGUCCGUCCAAGGUCUCAUUUCCUUUUCUCAUUAUUCCAAACUCACUUUAAUACAGGUCCGUUAUAGUCUGAUAGCAUUUAUUUGGAUCUUGAGUUCUUUCCUGCUGCCUAAAACAUCCAUCUACCUUCAGUUAGUUAACAUGAAAUCAAAAUCAUCCCUAUUUACUUUUUCCAUGCCCUUUCCUGGUCUGUGCACGAUUUAUUGGUCUACAUUAUUCCAAAUGUCUCUGUAUUGUCAAAUGGUAUGUAACAGCCGCUUUUCAUGAUUUAAAUAAUCUCUGAUGGAUUUUUUCCAGUUUUCACUCAGAAAUUCAUCACAUUACAGAAGUAAAAUAGGUUGUAGUUUCAUGUUAACUUUAAGCAUCUGAAGACAGGCUUUGUGAUUUUAUUCAAAUCUCUUCAAAUCACCACGAAUCAGCCAAAUCCGAUCCAAUCUUGUGGAACAAGUAACUAUUUUGAGAUAUGCCAAUUAUGUAUGAAUUUUUAGACGAAAAAAAGCAUGAAGCUUCAUCACUAAACCUAACUGUCAGUUAGUCGUACGAAAGUGUACAAAUGGGAUCCUACAAAUUCACCAAAACAUAAAAUAGUUAUGAACUGCAGUCAGAUUGUGUUGGCAGAAUCCAGUAGUAAUAUAACCUUACUGGGUUAUUAAAGUGCUCUAUUAUGCUAUUUUAAAGGUUCCUAAUUUUGUUUUGGAGUCUCCUACUAUAGGUUUACAUCCGUCCAAGGUCAUAAAACACUUUAAUUUUAUCAUAAUAUACAUUGCACAUCACCUAAUUUCUCACAGUGUCUGAAACGGUUCGUUCAGAGAUUCAGUCUCUCGCCUUUCUGAGAGCUUACUCUGCUCUGAUUGGUCAGAUGGCCCAGUCUAUUGUGAUUGUUCCACUGCUUACAGCAUGUGUCGGAAACGAAACGGCCAUUACCAUAUCUGAAUUUCAGUUCCGGAGGCUUCCUCAGUGCUUGAUGCACAGUGAAAUAAACAGUAACUAUGUUUUUUUUUUUACUGUAUAAAUUAGAGCUUGAGUCCUCAUCCUUUGGAAGUUUGAGGGCGGGUCAAAGUAGACAUUGUUCACGGGCAGCCAAUGAGUUCCAUAGGCUGGAAUUAUGCAAAUUUGUUACAUUGUUACAUAGGUAUGUAACAGGAAGUGAGACUGGAAUUACUGACGACUCGUUUCAGUAGUUCAGAAUUGAUUCUUUCUUUUGGGAGACCAUAACUUUGAUCUUUGAAACAUUGCAGACCUUUUACAUUCACUUACAGCUAUAUUACACACUGCAUGAAAGGUAAUAUUCAAAAAAGCAUAAUAGGGCACUUUAACACUCGUUUGCUACUAUAUUUCAUCGAACUGGCUCCUUCCUCUAGCGCAGUGAAUAUAUCAGGACAGACCUCUGCAGGACUGACGCAAUACUUUAAGGAGACUAAAAAAGGCUAAUAAUUUCUCGCCUCUGCCAAGCUGCUUGUUUUGUGGUCUCAUCUGUUAAAAGAUGUUAAAGGCAAAUUCUUGUGGUUUUUCUGCUGUGCCAUUGAGGACUGUAUUUAGCUGAUGUGCCUCGGAAUUCAUAUCACUGUGAGUCCCAGUGAGACUUGUACACGUACAAAAACAAUAAAACACAUUUAUAAGACAUAAAUGUCACUAUUUAAUAGCUUUUCAUACACAUUUAAUGAUGUCAGUGGAUCAGCUAACAUUUUGGCUUCAUUAGAACCUUGUUUUAAAUUAAUUCAUCUAAUAAAGAUCCAGGAUUCAUCGGUUUAAUAGCAAACUAUACUGCAUGGUUUAGGUCAACCUAUAAAUCUAUUUUAAUACAGUAUGUCUUCUGAAUGUGUCAUAAAAUCUAAUGAGCACUAAUGAAGCAUUAAGAAGUGAAAUCAGGGAGUCUAAUGAGCUGUUUCUUUAAUUUGUGUCAAACACUCUUAGAAUAAAAGGUUCAUAUAUAGAACCUUUUAGGGGUUCCAUCAUGGAUCAUUUUAUGAAUGUUUUAAUUCAUUUUUAAUUUUAGGUAAUUCUUCGAAUUAAACAGCUUGUAAACAUACUUUAUCACUAGAAAUAACACGUUAAAUAUGAAAGUAUUAUACAAUCAUUUAAGACAUUUCUCCUUAUAUAGAACGUUUUUGGCUUUAAAAUUGAGUCAAGAACCCUAGGGUUCUAUAUAGAACCCCAUGGAACCUUUUUUUCUAAGACUGUGAAGAAUGAGUGAUGUGCGUGAACAUUUGGGAAUCGGAGCCUUCUCAUCUGCUGAUGUAUGUCGCUUGGAUUUAUAGCAACAGCUGUAAAAAUGUUUAUUGGGCAUAGAAUAUAGACACCAGUUUCCUGGUAGACUCUGGACUCUUAACGCUCAUGAGAAAAACGUAUGUGCAUGAAUGACUGCAAGCUGUCACCGUCUGAAUCCUCCUCACAUAUGGAGGGAGGCUUUCGGGAAUCUUUGGAGUACUGGGCAUUAGAAUGGGAUGCCAGUUCUUGUCUUUGCAGUGUCUUUGUUUUGAAAUGGCUUUGUGUGCCUGAUCCUGUUACAGUGAGAGGAAAGACCCCAGUGUCUGAGGGGGGUCAUUAAUCAUUUAGUGUGAUCUCUGUUUUUGUUUUUUUUUUGCCACUAGCACAUUACAUAUAUAUAUAUAUAUAUAUAUAUAUAUAUAUAUAAACAGUUAAAAUCUGCUAAGGGGUAAUUAAAUGUAACAAAUCAUGUAAAAUGUAUAUUAUAUUGGAAAAUGAAACAACGUUUUAUCUAACUUUGAUAAUUGCCUUAAUCUUUUAAACUAUAGAAGAUAGUGAUCAAACUACAUUUGAUAAAAAUCACCUGUCAAGUCCCCCAAUAUUACAUCACCAUAUGAGAGUGAAAUCGGACGACUACAGGGACUCAUCUCAAGAUCACUCAUUUAACAGUUCAUCUAUUGCCAAAAUUAUAUAUAUAAAAAAAAGAUCAGUCAAGAAUAGAAAAUUGUUGAAAAUAUUCAAAUCAGGAAUGUCAGAAUCAGAAUGUGUAGUUAAAAAAUGUCCGUAUUUCAGUAUUUCACUCUGUUCCCUGAUCAUUCCGAUUCAUUUUCAGCGAGUGAAGAACAAAUUUUAAUUUAUACUCACGUGCGUUAUGUAUUAUGUAUGUUAUCAUCUCUGACAGACAGCAUGUUGAAGCUGCUCAGGCCACUAUUUUCUCCCUCUUCUCGGAAAGCGAUGACGUACUGUAGUCAUAACAUCCGGUAGUUUCUAGGAACUCUUAGGACCUCUGAUUCUCGUAAAUACUACCAUGGAUUGUGCACGUUAUUUUUUGACAGACAUCAUUGUGAUAUUCAAAUGAUGUGGAUUUGAAAACAGAUGGAUUGUAAGAUAAUAAUUAUUUAUUUCUUAGUCAGCAAGUAUUCAGUGAAGCGAUUGAUGUCCAUGAGUGUGUUAUGUCAGUGUUUUUAGUUCUAAUAUUACAACCGACAGCCAGGCUAAGCUUUUGACGGACAUGAUAACAUGCGUGAGGAGUGAACUACACUCAAAAAAAUGAUACGUUGUUAAGUCAAAAAGUAAUCAUUUCAAGUCAAUUUAACAUGAAGCAAUUAAAUUUGAACCAGAAACCUAAUACAAUGGUGUUGAAUCAAAAUAAGUUGUUUAAAUAAAGUGAACAGCAUCAAAAAAUCAUUUUUUUGAGUGUAUGUUUGAUUUUUUGGCUAAUUAUAAAACAUGCUGGAGAUGUUCUAAAUGUUUUUUUUUUUUGCGUAGUUCAUUAUACCUAUUUUGCAGAAUUAAGUUUAUUUCGUGGCUUAAAUAAAUUACAUGUUACUCAGAGACUGACAUGUUUGGCUUGUCAAAAAUGUUACAUUCAGCUGACUCAAAUUUGUGGACUUUCAAAAAUCAAGUUCAUUUUUCCUGGAAAGGAGUGGUUUUGAUGCACAAAAUUGUCUCUUAUAACAAAAAUCUUUUAUUUAAACCAAAGAAAAUGCAGACCCUGUUGUGAAUAAAAGUGAAAAAUCACUUUUUAAAACUGAUGUUCCAUUAUUACCCUUUAGCAGGUUUUGAUUAUAUAUAUAUAUAUAUAUAUAUAUAUAUAUAUACUGUAUAAGAACCUUUUAGAUAAUUAUCAGUCAUUCUGCACAAUCCAGGAUUUUGUGUGGCUGUAUUGUGUUUCUGUCUGCUUCUCUCUAUAAACACAUGUCUCACUCUUGCCUUAGUUAUGAUUUCUUGCAAUGAUUUUUGACAGUAGGAAACUGAGGUCAUAAUCAUGUGUUUCUAAAAACAAGUGCUGAUGCUAUGUAUAAAUACAGAUUUAUUGAAAAAUAUUUUUUUUUUCUUUUACUUUUCUACGUAUGUGCUGUGCACAGCAGUUAAAUCAUGUUCCUGAUGUUAAUAAAACUAUAUUCUUUUUUUUUUUUGCCUUUUAUUUCAGAUGUUGUGUGUAUUUGUUUCACAUUUUAUUUAUGCUCACAGUAGCAAGUACAGUGAGCAGUCAGAUCUGAUUCUUUUCCAGAAAUAAUCGCCACCCCAGUCAUGCUGUCAGGACGUCACACUCAUACAGGAUCAUUUAUAAACAUGAAACAGUUCAAUAAACUACUCUCAAGUAUUCAUAAACUUUUUCCCUGUCAUGGUUAUUUGAAUUUGUUGUCUUGAUUCAUAUGUAUAAA
Ctenopharyngodon idella (grass carp) is the source of this 9914-nucleotide messenger RNA. RefSeq names its product fibroblast growth factor 6b (gene fgf6b). The record is from RefSeq and is a predicted model, not a curated record. Gene Ontology annotation, cellular component: cytoplasm. The transcript has 3 exons. Gene Ontology annotation, molecular function: growth factor activity; fibroblast growth factor receptor binding. NCBI's taxonomy places the organism in Eukaryota, Metazoa, Chordata, Actinopteri, Cypriniformes, Xenocyprididae. Bases 1065 to 1694 code for a protein of 209 amino acids. Gene Ontology annotation, biological process: positive regulation of protein phosphorylation; fibroblast growth factor receptor signaling pathway; regulation of cell migration.